AUUAAUUGGUUGUAAUAAGUAUUAACCUUUAGAAAUAAAUAUGAUAAAAAAAACAUUUUCAGACUGAACCUUUAAUUUAUAGCAAAUUCUAGAAAUAGAGAAAUAAAGGUAACUAAUGUAACUGAGUAGCUGCAACCUCAGGUUCUGUGCAUCUUAACUUUCUGUCACCGCGUGUAGAUGAAAAUAAGACGAGGAAGCUGCUCUAAAGGUUCGAGGCUCAUUUACAGCUGAUUCCUGCUCCUGUAUGAAUCUGCACAAAACGCACAAUAGUUGGAACUUUGAGGGGAACAUUCCGUUGCCUUCAGUCCAGUACCAGUUUCCUGCUUCUUUCUCGGACCGAUGAAUAGAGGAAAUCCCUUAAGAGGCUUUCACCAGUUUUCUGAGGAAGUGAACAAAAGUGGGCGGAGCCGCUUUCCGUCGCACAUUAGAGCCAACGUCAGGACGGUCCGGUCCGGCCUGGUCCGGUCCGAGUCCGGCCCGGUAUCAGUAGACGGAAUGAAGGCGUUCCAGCGCUUCCUUCAGUGCAGCUGUUUCAAUGCUGUUAUUCACCUGAGCUACUUGUGACGCUUCAGGUGCUUUUAGCAUCUAAUGCUGUUGAUUGUGUGAUCGAUUGAGUGUUUUCUUACCUGACUCAGCGAGAAACUGUCAGAUAUUAUCUCCACACUCCAAACUGAGUCCAUUGAGUUCCUCAUCUGACUCGUUUUGAAGUCGAAUUCUUCAGAGCUGCUGUGAUCAGAGCUGUGGAGCCUGAUCCUUAUCAUCCCUGUAGCAUUGCGUGUUAUCCCUCCCUCAUCCGCUGCCUUAUCAGCAGCGAGGGCUGGGCUCCUCUCCCACUCAGCCCCAGUCUGCCUCCUCGCUGCCCCGCACCAUGCUCGUCUACCUGCUGGUCCCGGUUCUGGUCCUGGGUGCUGUGGACUCACAAGGAGUCAACACGACGAACACAACGAUCGAGGAGACGAAUGAGGUGGAGCCGAGGAACACAACCAGCGUGUCCACACUGGAAACCACUACCAUGAAAGCGAGCGACGAAUGGAGUCGAGUCGAAGACGAGCUGAAAAGCAACCUGACGUCUGUUUACAGGGAGGAUAAUGAGCGCUUCCAGGAGCUGGAGGACCAGCUGCCGCCUCAGCUCUGCGAGCAGGACCACAUGAUCCACUACAGCCGAGAGCUGUGCGUCGAGCCUUUCCACAGCCAGAUGGAGGGGCUGGAGCCAGGAAACUGGUGCAACAUGCAUAUGUUCAUUGAAUCCUACAACACCAUGACGGUGUGCAUGGAGAACGUGGCUUUCAUCUUCCACUGCUUUUACCCAAACCAGGCCAUUCAAGGCCUCUUCCUCAGCGUCCACUCCAGCUUCUUCCAGAACUGCACCAAGCAGGAGGUGGUGCUGGAGGACGCGCCCCAGUGGCUGGUGGUCACGCUCACGCUCGUCCCCGUCGGCCUCAUCCCCGUCCUCACCUACGUGGUCGUGUGGAAGAGCAAUGUCCCGGAGUGAGAGCUGCUGCCGCACACAGUUGUGACGAGAUGUGGUUCUCAGCUGGUGCGGUGAGGAAUGGAAGCCCAGUGGUUGUUGAUGCUUCACUUCGUUUUAAACAAGGCUGUAGUUACUUUGUACAGAGGCACUGCUUCAUAAUCAUGCUGUUACGUAUUAAAGGCUUUGUGCUGAA
This is a messenger RNA of Betta splendens (Siamese fighting fish), 1664 nucleotides long. Its product is annotated as receptor activity-modifying protein 1-like. The record is from RefSeq and is a predicted model, not a curated record. Bases 869 to 1492 code for a protein of 207 amino acids. Lineage: Eukaryota; Metazoa; Chordata; Actinopteri; Anabantiformes; Osphronemidae. The transcript has 5 exons. Gene Ontology annotation, biological process: protein localization to plasma membrane; angiogenesis; calcium ion transport. Gene Ontology annotation, molecular function: coreceptor activity. Gene Ontology annotation, cellular component: signaling receptor complex; cell surface; membrane.